Messenger RNA from Botrytis cinerea B05.10, 4211 nucleotides. RefSeq lists its product as hypothetical. The transcript has 4 exons. The coding region runs from base 410 to 3673 and encodes 1087 amino acids. NCBI's taxonomy places the organism in Eukaryota, Fungi, Ascomycota, Leotiomycetes, Helotiales, Sclerotiniaceae. The record is from RefSeq and is a predicted model, not a curated record.
GAUCGAGUGUUCUUUGUACUUCGUGCUCCAUCCCUCGUCCCUCGUCCCUCGUCCCUCAUCUCGAUCUCUUCAAACCUCUUCACAGAAGAGAAACAUUACUACGCCCCCAUUUGAUAUCUGGUUCAUCCUAUCAGUCUCUGGAGCCGAUAAGCCUUGUCGUUAUCAGCCUUAUCUGAACGACAACAACCUCCGGAUACUCUCUUUUUCGACGUCGUCUUUUGGAUAUACAUCACCCUCAAUUCAUGCAUCGUUGUGAGGUAUAAAAUCAACUGGGCUCUCUACAUUACUACCUAGGCACGACCAAAAGCCAUUUCCACCGCAAGGCAUUCUUUGGUGAAUAAUCUUGUCGAGGAAAAGUUGGAUAGCAUCAGUUUUAUUUAAUUAUCUCGAAACAGAAUACUAGGUCAACAUGGCAGACACAAAGACGUCAGUUGUCAUUACAUAUUCCAAACCAGGAACCGCCCCACCAAUAUAUCUUGCCGGCUCCUUUCCUGAAUCAGGAUGGCAACCUCGGGAGAUGGAAUAUAAAAAUGUUUCAAAUGAUCAUUACGUAUUCUCGAAAGCCGUCGAAGUGGAAGAGGGGAAAGAAUAUCAAUACAAAUUCAGGAUUGGUAAUGGGGAUUGGUGGAUGUCGGAUGAAGAUGCUCCAAUUGUUGUCGAUGAUAUUGGAAAUCGAAACAACCUUCUUUCUGUUCCGACCAAACCAUCUUCACACAACAAAUCCUCUUCCGACGAAGAGAACUCAACUCCUCGCACAAUACCCGAAACUGACAUCAAGGCGUCAACAAUGGAUACCAUAAUCGAGCCAACUCAGCACACUGAGUCCAAAGACAAAGUUUCUGAUAACCCGGAUGUCGAGACAGUCACGUCAGUAAAGGAUUCUCCGUCGGAUCAUGGCGUUGAAACUGAAUCAAAGAAGCCCGAAGAGACGCAUGAAAAAUCACUACCUGUUGCCGAAGCUGGCCAUGCAGUUGAGUCUGGAAAAGAAGCUCCAGAGCUUGGUUUGGCUAGCGUGCCGGCUGAAGAGCUCGAAGUUUCAACUACCGGAUUUGAUGAACCAGAACAUCUGGAAUCACAUGCUCAAUCAGUAACCGAGGAAAUAAAGACAGCAACUGCAGAUCUGCCAGACACGUCAAGUGUACCAGUAGACGAACUUGAAGUUUUAGAUACUGAAAUUAAAGAGCCUUUAAAUUCGGAGUCACAUGCUCAACAAGAGACUGCCAACGAGUUGAAGACAACAACAGAAACUCCUGACUUGCAUCCAACUUCAAUCGCCCAAGAGGCUAGUGAGACCUCCGAGGACUCCCCUGCUGGUGAAUCGAAUGUGCCAGAAUCUAAGGAAAUCAUAAGUCAAGAUGAUGAGGUACUACAUGCCGAGACCGGUACAAAGGAUGGCGAAUUCACAGAACAACAAAAGCCUGCCCAUUCCACAAUCGAAGAAUCCAAUCCUAGUGAGAGUGAGAAAAAAGAAGAGACUACUCACGCCGAAGAGCCAGCGUCCAUACAAGCGCCUGUUACUAGCGAAGACGUGGAUAAUACCAAGGAAGAACCAGUUGUUGCUCACAUCGAAGAAUCAACAUUGGAGCCAGAACAAGAUGCUAGCAAGAGUGAACCAAAAGAAGAAACUGAUUUGGCAGUUGGUGACGCCAAUCUUGAGGAAAAACUUACGGAAGAGGCAGACACAAGCAAAUCACAUUCUGAGCCCCUCAUUUCGAUUCCAGUCAUCGCCGAUGAAACCACUGGGGAGGUAGCUGAAGAGCCCAAGGACGAGCUCAAGGACGAAAAGUUAGAGAGCUCUGAGAUUAAUGCUUCCAAUGUUGUACCUCCCAAGGAAAGUGUCGAAAGUGUUUCAGAAGAUUCUGGUACUACGGAUCAAGUGAUUGCACAGGAAACUGACACUACACCUAAAGAAGAACAGCCAGUGUCUGAACCAAUUGUAAAUGAGAAACCGACUGAAAUCGAAUCGACCACCCCUAGCGAGGAAAAUGCGGUUCAGGAAGACGACAACUCCAAAGCAACCGAGGUAGAAGAAAAAUCUGCUGUUGAAACAUCAGUCGACGGGACAAUUGAAGCACAAAAGCCAAAUGAUGAGAUUGACUCUAACAGCAAAGAAAGCCCUGACCAGGAAGUUGUUCAGCAAGGUGAAACCGAUAAACCUGUCGAUGGCACGGAAAGUCUUACAGAGGACGAUAGCCAUCCAAGCAUCCCAAUCGAAGUUGCAUCGGCCCCGAUUGUAAGUGUCGAAAAGGUUGAUUCCGAGCCACGUCUUGGCGAUGAUUUCGGGAGUAACGCAACAUAUGCGCAAAAGGACGCACAUAGUUUACAUGCCCAGGAUGCUUCACCUGAUCACAUCACCAUCAGACAGCAAGCAACCACUCCAGACUUAGCCAAUGUUGCUGCUGAGGUUGCAGACUCUGCUGAAUUACUUGAUGAAACACCACCAACACCUCCUAUGUCAGAUACGGAGGCUGGCAAGAUUGGGUAUAGACGACUCUCACAUACACCAAUUCCAGAGGUUGCAGCAACUGCUGCCGAGGUUGCCGAUUCGGCAGCUCAGAUUGAUGAAGAUUCCAAGCCAACUUCAAUCGAGCUACCAACCCAGCAGGACUUCGUCUCGCGUGGCGUUGACGAUUUGGAGCGGGAUUUGGACACGGAAACGCCAUCUGAGGAACGGGCACCACUUUUUGCCCAUGAGUGCAAUGGACCCCCUACCGCUGAAGAGCGUUUGAAAUACGAGAGCGCUCAGACUCAACUACCAGCUUCAGAGCCAAUGUUUCGAGAAUUUGAUCCGAAUGAUCCUGGCCUCGAGCCAUUUCCUAACAAUUUUAAUCAGAUAUUGGAGCAUGUCAGAAGACUUGAAAAUCAUUUGACCGAGGAUCCGGCAGAGGCCGAAAGAAACCCGCUUUCCCCUGUUACUACGAAUGGCAAUCAUCAUGCAACUGCCAGUUUAACAACGCCCUCGCCACAAUCGCUUGCACAUGAAAGCUCUCCGUCGUUGCUUCCAAUUGUGGAAGAAAAUGCAGAAGGUGAAUCGGAAUCCAAAUUGACUGCUUUACCACCUAGUAUGGAGAAGUCCCAAGCUGAUGGGAAUGGUCCGGAUGAAGCGAAUGAAGAAUCCGGUGAACAACCAAUUGAAACGACUGAUGCCGAGACUUUAAAGACAGAUGUAGCAGAAUUGUCUGAACCUGCAGCUACCGAGAUUUCCAAAAGCCCAUCGCCUCAAUUAUCAGCUACAAAAUUCACCGAGGCUUCAGGUAAACUUCGACCGGUUCUUCCAGAUUUGCCUUUAACUCCUUUCGUGGAAGAUAAAUCGCUUGAUCGUGCGGAAGGCUCUACAACCAGCUCUCCAGUUCCAGGUCAGGAUAGCCCAAGCAUCACAGUCCAACCAGCAACUCCAGCUGCGAGUGUGAAUGUAAAGGUCGACCCAUCUCCCUCUGAGCAGGAUGCUGCUAAGACCACAUCAUUCGCGGAAGAGGCUAAUGACUCCCAAUUGAGAGCUCGUAAACAACCAUCAUCUAGUGCACCCGACCGAUCGAUUACCCCGUCUUCCAUGCGUUCUGGCGGAAAUGACGCCAAAUCCCGCAACUUUCUCCGAGCAUUUUUCCAGGUAGUAUUUGUGGAUUGGAUUGGAGGACUGAUUAGGAAGUUAUGUGGUGGCGGACGUCACACGUAAGGAAAUCUUCCUUUUGGACUUGAUCUUUCCUUAUUUUCUUACAUGAUACCCUCGAGUCUUUUAUUAUACCUUUGGACUCGCAUCAAGCUGAUCGGUACCCUUAACAUGAAAAUUAGGCUUAUAGCCGUUCCUGCACUCCUUAUCGUCGCUACUGCACCCAUCCUGUACUUAUCUGGCCUGGCCAAUUUUGGUUUUGGUCUUAGCUCCUGAACACAAUUGCUUGCUUGCAACGGAACGGAUUAUGUUUAUUUCGCGAAUUGCCCAUUUUUGAUCGAAGGGGAGGAGAGAGGGGGGAGGAGGUAAUACAAGGGUUGGAAGGAUGAUGAAUGAUGCAUGAAAAGGGGUUUAACGACGCAAUCAAUCAUUGAUUCAUUGAUUCAUUCCUUUAUUGAUGGUUGGUGAAGGGAGUUGUCUUUUUCGAGGAGGUUGUUUACAAGAUUACAUUGCAUUGCAUUGUAAUUAUAGUAUCCUAACGUUCUUGACGCUUUGGUACUAAUGGUAUUUGAGUAGUCUAGAAUCCAAAUGAAAACGAAAACGA